Molecule: messenger RNA, 327 nt
Organism: Aphanomyces astaci
Lineage: Eukaryota; Oomycota; Saprolegniomycetes; Saprolegniales; Verrucalvaceae
Exons: 2
Coding region: 1-327 (108 amino acids)
Source: RefSeq, a predicted model, not a curated record
AUGCUUGGUGACGCACGCUACGAGCAGUGGUUCCACGACAACCUUCGCUGUGACCAAGCUGUCUUCCGCCGACUUGUGGACUUGCUGCGUCAACGUUUGCAGCCCAACGAGCGUCAAUCCAGACACUCCUUCGAGAAGAAGGUGGCCGUGACGCUGUACUUCUUGGUCGUGACGACCGUGGUGGAUGUGUUGGCGAGCCAAGCAAAGUUGUGGAUACGCCUGCCCACCUACCCUGGUGACUGGAGUCGCAUCGAACGUGGCUUCUACAAGGUACAACGAUUUCCGGGCAUUGUUGGAGCUGUGGAUGGUACUCUUAUUGACAUCUAA